GUGGAUGAAUAUCAUGGAACUCAGGUCUGUGAUCCGUACGCCUGGCUGGAGGACCCGGACAGUGCAGAAACCAUGGCGUUUGUGGAGGAGCAGAACAAAGUGACCAUGCCGUAUCUGGAGAACUGUGCAGUCCGGUCCCGGUUCCAGCAGCGCCUCACCGAGCUCUACGACUAUCCCAAAUACAGCUGCCCGUACAAACGGGCCACCAGGUACUUCUACUUUCACAACAAAGGCCUUCAGAACCAGAGCGUUCUGUAUGUGCAGGACUCCCUGGAGGCUCCUGCCACCGUCUUCUUUGACCCAAACGCUCUGUCUGAGGACGGUACCGUGGCUCUGAAGAUGGGUCGACUGUCAGAGGAGUGUGAAUUCUUUGCAUACGGGCUGAGCAGCAGCGGUUCUGACUGGGUCACGGUUCGGUUCAUGAAAGCUGAUGACCUCAGUCCACUGCCCGAUGUCCUGGAAAGAGUUAAAUUCAGCUGCCUGGCCUGGACUCACGAUGCUAAGGGGGUCUUUUAUAACUGUUACCCCCGACAGGAGGGCAAGACUGAUGGCACAGAGACCACCUCCAACAUCAACCAGAAGCUCUACUACCAUGUGAUCGGAACCAAACAGUCCGAAGACGUCCUGGUCGCAGAGUUUCCGGACCAUCCCAAGUGGCACAGUUCUGUAACCGUAUCAGAUGAUGGCAGAUAUGCAAUUCUGUCCAUCACCGAGGGCUGUGAGCCUGUAAACCAGCUGUGGUACUGUGACCUGCAGCAGCUUCCACACGGAAUCAAAGGUCUGCUGCCCUGGGUCAAACUGGUGGAGAACUUUGAAGCUCAGUACUCGUACAUCACCAACGAAGGGAGCGUGUUCACGUUCCGCUCCAACCUGAACGCCCCUCGGUACUGUCUGAUCAACAUCGACGUUCAGAAACCCGACAGACAGAACUGGACCACCCUGAUCCCGCAGCACCACCAGGACGUCCUGGGUAUUAUUUAUCACUGUGACCUGAGCAAGCCGAACACAGAGCCUGAGGUCUUCAGGGAGGUGGAGGUGAAAGGCAUGAAGCAGGAGGACUUUGAGACCAGCCAGGUUUUCUAUCCAAGUAAAGAUGGAACCAGGAUCCCCAUGUUCUUGGUUCAUGCUCGGGGCCUGAAGAAAGACGGCACUCAUCCAGUUUUCCUGUAUGGAUACGGAGGCUUCGAGAAUUCAAUUCAGCCCUACUACAAUGUUGCCUAUCUGCUGUUUGUGAGACAUCUGGGAGGAAUCCUGGCGGUGGCAAACAUCAGAGGAGGCGGAGAGUACGGCCUGACCUGGCACAAAGCUGGGACUUUAGGGAACAAACAGAACUGCUUUGAUGACUUCCAGAGUGCAGCAGAGUACCUGAUCCAGGAACAGUACACCACAGCCAGCUGCAUCACCAUCAACGGAAGCUCCAACGGAGGCCUKUUAGUCGCGUCCUGCAUGAUCCAGCGUCCGGACCUGUUUGGCUGUGUAGUUGCAGAGGUGGGAGUGAUGGACAUGUUGAAGUUCCACAAGUUCACAAUCGGUCACGCCUGGACCACCGACUAUGGCUGCUCUGAUGACCCCGAACAGUUCCAGUGGCUCAUCAAGUAUUCUCCUCUCCACAACCUACCUGCUCCUCCUUACUCCGGGCCUCCGUACCCAGCGGUUCUCCUGCUGACGGCAGAUCAUGAUGACCGGGUGGUGCCYCUGCACACACUGAAGUUCUGUGCCACCCUGCAGUUGGGUGUGGGCAGCAGCCCCCAGCAGCGGCAGCCUCUGAUGCUACGUGUGGACACCCGCAGUGGACAUGGAGCAGGAAAACCCACUGCCAAGGCCAUCCUGGAGGACACGCACAUCUUCUCCUUCAUCGCCGAGACUCUUGGACUCAGCUGGAAGGACUGAUCUGAUGGAAAAACUUAGUAAAGAGGAAACAUGUUCUCUGUUCAAACUAAGGUUGAAAAAACUUUAAAAUCCAGUGUACYUCCCUGAAAUACACACAAUCUGUUUGUAAUCCAGUUCAACUGAAGCCUUAAUAAUAAAUCAACUUGUGAGAUUUCAA
Messenger RNA from Austrofundulus limnaeus, 2047 nucleotides. RefSeq names its product prolyl endopeptidase. NCBI's taxonomy places the organism in Eukaryota, Metazoa, Chordata, Actinopteri, Cyprinodontiformes, Rivulidae. Gene Ontology annotation, cellular component: cytosol. Gene Ontology annotation, molecular function: serine-type endopeptidase activity; oligopeptidase activity. Gene Ontology annotation, biological process: proteolysis. The record is from RefSeq and is a predicted model, not a curated record.